This is a messenger RNA of Diaporthe citri, 1086 nucleotides long. RefSeq lists its product as uncharacterized. NCBI's taxonomy places the organism in Eukaryota, Fungi, Ascomycota, Sordariomycetes, Diaporthales, Diaporthaceae. The transcript has 2 exons. The coding region runs from base 1 to 1086 and encodes 361 amino acids. The record is from RefSeq and is a predicted model, not a curated record.
AUGAUUUCUUUAGACCUUCGGAGUCUUCUACACAUCAUCGUUCGAGACACCACCCUUCGCCUCACCAUCGACCUCCCCAUGAACACGCUUCGCGUCAUACACAAUAUGAACACACUUCGCGCCGCUCUCGAGAUGUCUACCCCACGCCUCAACCUAGACCUCGCGACGAAUAUUCUCCGCCUCGUUAUCAAUAUGAAUACACUUCGCCUCGUCCUCGAGAGACUUACCCUCCGCCUCAAUCUCCAGCACCUUCUGCCCCUUACCACUCGAGUUAUCUACCAUAAUGUUGGCUACGAGCCUGAGGGAACUGGUGGCGGCAGCAGAUCUCCGUCACCGGAAGACGAGACUCAGGGGUCGCCUUCCCAGGCGGAAGUCGCGAUACCAAUGGGACCGAGACCAAGUCGCGAGACACAACCCAGCCCAGACAAGCCCUUCCUCUUGCUGGGGAGCGUCAUCGACGCAUUCGACCUCGCCCAAAAUAUCCUCGACUUUAGCGGCUACGCCUACGGGUCUGGCAGCGAGACGACAGCACCCCUGGUCGCCUUCGUGAACCAGCUCACGAGCUACGGCGUUGGGCUCAGAGGUCUCAGAGACGGCGUGGAGUUUUGCGAGAGAGAGGAGAUAUCACGCAAGUGGCCGGAUGCGCCGAGCCUCAUCAACUCAUAUACCAGACGAGUAGCUGAUUACAACGCCGAUUUGCAAAGGAUCGUCGCAGAAUGUCAGGCAGCCAUGCCCAGGUUCUACCGCGAGAGCGAUGGAUCCAUCAAGUGGGGUGCCUGUCUCAAGUUCACCCGCGCUUUGCUUGGCAAACUGAAGGUAGAGAACGAGCUCAUUGAGGCUAUGUGCGGCUGGCGCUCGUGCUAUGGCACAGACUUGGCACCAGUUCUACCGAUGAUGAGUGACGAGAAAAAGAGACUGGACGAGGAAGACAGGCUGAGAUAUCAGGAAAGCCUUAGCGAAGAAGAGAGGCCAAGUGAGGAAGAGAGGCCGAUCGAGGACAGACGCAGAGGGAGAGAGAAGCAUGUACCGAGGGAGGAGCACGCACGUAGGAGGCACGGGCACGGGCACAAAAAGAGGCACCAUUGA